Aspergillus chevalieri is the source of this 1593-nucleotide messenger RNA. RefSeq lists its product as uncharacterized. Bases 1 to 1593 code for a protein of 530 amino acids. Lineage: Eukaryota; Fungi; Ascomycota; Eurotiomycetes; Eurotiales; Aspergillaceae. The record is from RefSeq and is a predicted model, not a curated record. The transcript has a single exon.
AUGGCCAGUGAACCUCGUACGACUGACUCUGCGACAACUAGCCACAUUCCUCCUUUUGCGAGGCAAUUAGGCCCUUACAUCAAGAGCCGUCAAGAAGCGUUACGUAUCCGACAAAUUUUGACCUCAUACCUUCGCUCGCAAAUUACAUUCGCCGAAGAGGAUCCCGAACAACCAAAUCCCCAUGCGGAAUCCCACCUCGUCCUCUGUGCCCCUCACGAGGCCGUCGUUGACGUAGUGAAACGGGCUCCACUGGAGCUCACUGGUCCGAGGAAAGAAUAUCUGGAGGCACUCCGCGCGAACGUGGCUGCAAGACAGGAAUACCAAUCUGUGUCCGAUAACCUGGCAUCGAAAGCGCAGCAGAGGAAAGCCAGACCAGAGACAACGACAGCACCGGCUCCCAACUACGAACUACAAACAUAUCUUGUACUCCUCCGAGACCGUCGUCGAAAUGCGAAACUCCAAGUCUUUCAGCAUUAUCUGCAAGAAUUGAAGGGACGGCAGACGGCGGAACUAGAACAAUUUGGCAAAACCGAGGACCAAAAUCAACACCUCCAACGGAUCGGUGAAUAUGAGGAUGGGAGGCAGGGAGGCUCUAGGGAAGAGGGUGUCGAAGCGCUAGUCCAUAAACUCGAGAGGGCAGUCAUCCGUGCAAGGGCACAAUUGGAGAGGGAGAAGAAGCUAUUUGAAGAGCUCAAGGCACAACAUGAUGAUAGGAAAAACACUGGCAAUGGUGAUAUUUCAUCAGCAAGCAAGAUCCAGGCUUUACAGCGGACACGAGACGCACUGGUCCAAUGGGUUGAGGAGAAACUGAUGAGUGUUGGCGCCAAUGAUGAGGGUCCAACAGAGGAGCUAUCUGCCGAGGAAAUUGAGGAUGCGGCGAACUUACUUGAGGAACGCAGGACUCAAAUAAUGCAACAGUAUACGGCUUAUGUAGAGACUCGUCGAGCUCUUCUGGAAAUCGCUGCAAAAGCUUGUCAACCUGUCGCUCCAGGCCCUGCUAAACCCCAAGAACCGUCUGACGACAACGACAAGCCUACAGUUGAGGAACCUCUAACUCUCGAACCUAUGGAUGUCAUGUCUUUUGCAAAUGAACGUCUCCUUCCGCUCUCCAAAUAUCAACGAGGAUUGUCUCUACAAAAGUCUUAUCUGUCGGGCAUGCUUUCCAAAGAGAAAACUACCACCCUUCGCAUCCUCAAUCGUCUAGGUGAUGAGAGCCACCUUCUUCCUGAAUACCCUCUUCUCUCUCGUCAACCCCGUUUCAAGCAUGCCACAGGGGGUUCUCGGGGUUCCCUGACUCCUCGGGAACUUGCACCCCCAGACGAGAUUACUUCAUUGGCAGAAGCAUGGGCGUUUGCUUCUGGAGCUGCACGAGAACAUGAGCAGGAGUACGUAGCGCAAAAGAUUGUGGAAGGCGGAGAGACUGCGCACGAGGCACUGCAGACAUUGGAGGAGAUUUGCGACACGUUGAACCAAGACUUGCAGGAUGUUUUCGAAGAUGCACAGGAUUCUAGUUCACGGUCGAAGUCGAGUCCCAUUGAGAAACAGACCGGGCCGUGGAGUGGGCUGAAUGGUCAAGUGGGAGUUGCAGAUUAG